Messenger RNA from Cinara cedri, 8383 nucleotides. Lineage: Eukaryota; Metazoa; Arthropoda; Insecta; Hemiptera; Aphididae. The record is from the annotation of a GenBank genome assembly.
UUUUUGUUAUUUCGUUGAAUAGUCCUUUAUAGUAUUUUAAUAUAAAAUUAUCUUUUAUGUUUAUAUUCUUUGUAUGGAAGUUAAUAUUAGUGAAUUAUUCAUAUAAUUGUAAAUAAACUAAUUUGUAUAAAAAAAUUGUAUGUUGUAAUUAAACUUACGUGUCAUUUUUCGAUAGAAUUUAUCAUUUUUAUUGUACCAAAAUCAUAAAAAUAAAAAUACUUAAUUUUUAAUAUGGAUACUAAUAACCUAACUGUUGUGUUUGACAUGCAGACUUUUUCAAAGGUACUAUUACUAAUUUAUUUGUUUUCUUGAAUUACUUUACAUAAUUUAUACAAUAUAAAUAAUAAAAGAUUGGAUUGCACAUUAAACUAGCUUUUAUUAUACUACAGGUUUAAAUCACAUAUUAAAAUAUUUAAAGGUUACUAACUAAAAUGUAAUGUAUUCCUGUGGCUGAUGGGAUAAGCACAUAGUUUUUGGUUUAACUAAAUAUAAUUAAUCUUAUUGUAAGAAAACUAGUUUACCUGUUUAACAAUCCAAAAAAGUUGCAUUAUUAGUUUUCUUCUACAUUUGUAUAAGUUAAUCACAUCUACUUUUUAACAUUCUACCAAAUAACAUUUCCACUUCUGAUUAAAUGCAUUAUUAUUAAAAAAUAUAACCAACAUGUUAUACAGUAAUUAUUCAAAUCUUUUUUUUUAUAGUUAUUUCAUUAAUUGAUUCAACAUACAAAAUGUUUUUAAAAAAAUAAUAGUAAUCUAAUUGUAUCUUAUCAAAUUAAUUAAAUAUAAACAUAUGUAAACAAAGUAUAGCCUUUUGAUUUAAAGAUGGUUAACUUUUGUUAUAGUAUAAGUUAUUAAUUAUAUUGUCAUGUUAUAAAAUGAAUUAUAAUUAGUUUUUCUCAUAGGAAUCAUUUUCUGUUGAUGAAUUUUUAACCGAAAAUCGAAAUAAAAUGACCUUAGAAAAUAUGAGAGUUGAGAUGGGCAUCUUUCUUAAAGAUCUUCGAAAUAAGAUGAUUAACUCACUUAAUGAUGAUUGUGAUAAAUAUUUUUAUUUAUCUAGGGGAUUAAUUGGCAUUGAUCAGCAAUUAGCCACUCUAAAACCUGAAUUAUGUUUAUUAAGUAACUCAGUUAAUGUAUGAUAUUAUAUUAAUAAAAUUAUAACUAGAAAUAUAAAAAUAUUAACAUUUUUAUUCAGGUAGCUAAAUGUAAUUUGGAAAAUACUUUGAGCAAUCUAGAUAACGAAAUAAAAUUGAAUAAAAAAAUAUUUGAGGAUAAACAAUCAUUACAUACUAUUGUUAAAGUUCAAAAAUCAUUGGACAAAUUGGAUGAAUUGUUAUUGGAUCAAAAUGAUUUUAAUAUAAUAAUUUUAACCCGAGCUGUCACUGAAUAUAAUCAGCUCAUGUCUAAUAUGACUAAAUGUACCAAUUUAUUGAAAAGUAUGCAUUUGAAGGUAUGUAUGAAAUAUUGAUUUCUCUUUUUGCUAAUUAAAUUUUAUAUCUUUUGAAAUUUGAACCCGAAAGAAAAAAAUUUGCCAAACUUACUUUAAUUCAUUGAUAUUUUUAGCGACAAUCAAUGCUGAAUAAUUCACUUAUAAAUAAAUUGAAUAAAACAUUUGUUUCUUCUAUUUCAACUGAUGCAAAUACUUUGAAACAGUUUCUUGAACUAUAUUUAUCUUUGGGUAAAAUUAAAUCUGCUGAAAAUGUAUGUCGGACUGAUAUUAUCAGACCAGCAAUAGAAUCUAUAUUAAAUGAAAGAUAUUUGUGGAGUUGUAAUGGUGGUUUAAAAGAAUUGUACAGCCAGUGUUAUGCAUUUCUUCAAGAAGAUUUAAAAUAUUUACUUCAAGCUGCAGCAGAACAAAAUAAUGAGUAUAGUUUAUUUACUAAUUAAUGUUAAAGCUCAGAAUUGAGUAAUAAAAUGAGUAUAGUUUUGCAUGUUUAUGAUGAUUAUAUGCAUUAUUAUAGGAUUUAAGAAUGUCAAAAUUAGAAGGUUAAGUUAAAUUAAAAUACAAUAUUUUAUUUUGCAUUUAAAAAAAGGGGAUAAUUUUUAAAAAAAAAGUAAUAACUAGUUGUUAUUUAUUAAUAUAUAGUGCACAAAUAAUUAUACAUAUAAGUGUAAAUCAUGUUUGUAAUAAACCAAUAAAAAAAAAAAAAAACAUAAAUUAAUCAAAACUUUUCAAAUAUUGCCCAACAUUAUAAACAUAAAAAAAAAUAACACAUACAAAUUAUUAUAGUUAUAAAAAGAUAAUUGUGAAAACAAUGUUAUAAUAAAUAAAUAAUUCCAAGGUUUCGGUCAUUUAUUAUUUUGAUCAAAUUUUUGAUUAUAUGGAGAUAUUUGUUACAAACAAUUAUUAUUCAUUUUUUUCUUUAAAAGUUUGAAAAAAUCUUCACAUUUAUAGUGUUUAAAAUUAAAUUACAACAUCAUAACAACUUUAAUAUUUUCUAUUUAAAAACUAUUAUAUUAUUUUUUUCCAUUGAUUAAAAAUAAUAAAAAUAUAUUAAUUUAUUUAAAAUGUUUUAAAAACUUGUCACUAAAAAUUUUUUCUUCUUUAAUUUACUCUUAUAUUGCAUUAAGUUAAAUUUUUACUUUUAUCCUUUAAGUUAUAGGUAAUAAAAUAAACAAAUAAAUAAAUAUUAAUUCAAAAUUGUAAUAAUUUAUCAUUUAUCCAUGGUACUGUAUAUAAGAUAAUUGUUAUAAAUUAGUACAUUAAGCAGAAAGUAAUCUAUCGAUUGAUAAUACUUUUGUGAUUUUUUUUUUCCAAAUCUAAAAUUAUUUAUACAAAUAAAAAUAGUAUAUUUUAAUAUUUAUGUAAAAUCCUGGACAAACGAGAACAUCCCUCAAAACAAGACAAAUUAGACAUGUGAUUACUCUAAUUUUGCAUAUUAAUAUCUUUUAGGUAUAAAUAUGUAUAAGUAUACAUAUUUUACCCAAUCCCCACUAAUAUAAUACCAUAAUACUAACAUAUAUUGUUCACAUAGUUGAGGAACCUAUCUUAUUUUAAUAAAUAAUUGUAUGAAAUAUAAUUAUAUUUUCUACUAAUAAUAUCUAUCACUUUUUUAAUGUGUACUUUAAACAUAAAAUUAUAAAUUAUUUAAAAACUAAAAAAAAAAUUGAAAAAUUUACUACUUUUAUUACUUUAAUUUUAUCCCACUUACAUGGGUCAUCUAGUCCUAUUCUUACCUUUAAUGUCUUCCUAAUCAUCACCAUUUAUUUGUUUAUUUCACAUGUCUUAAUAUCUUUUUGUAUAAAUAUAACUUUUGUUUUUUCUUUUAUAUACAAAUUUAUAACCUUCAAUAUUAAAAUAAAUAUAUAUUAGUGUAUGUUCAUUCUAGACUUUAAUUAGUUAAUUCUAUAAAUUCCAUUUAUUAAUUUUUUGCAAAAUAUUUGUUAUUAUUUUAUAGAAGUUACAAAUUCAGCAAAUUUGAUUUUGUUUCAAAAAGCUUUUGGCCUGUUUUCUUUGAUCAAGUAAAAAAUAAUUUGCAAUGUAUUUUUAACUUGAGAGAACCUGAUAUUUUCAUAAAAGUAUGAAUUUUAUCUUAUUUUAAAAUCUAAAUAUGAUUCUAAAACCAAAUUAUAAUUAUUUUAGAACUAUAAAGUAACAUUUAAUGAAUUUAUGAAGCCCUUAAUUGAAUUAUCUAUUUCACAACACGAAUCUGAUCCAUUAUAUAAAGUACCAAGUUGGAAUGAUUUUAAAAAAUGUUGGAAUUUGCCUAUUUACUAUCAAUAUCGGUAAGUCUAAAUAAUUUAUUUAAAACUUUAAAAUUCAUUUUUUUAGAUUUGGAGUGUUACGAGGAAUGUAUUAGUUUUACAAUGAUGUUCAUUUUUAUGAUCAUUAUUACUUUUAACAACUUUUCUAAUCUUAGUUUAAUAUAUUAAGUGUAGCACCUUAUCUGAAAGAAAAUUUAAUCUAUUUGGUGCAUUAAACAAGCCAUUUUUUGAUUUUCCAAUGUGCUCAUAAUUAUUAGAAAAAAAAAGAAAUUUAUGUUCAUGUAUGUAAGAAACUUCGCUCCGAAUUGUUUUUUGUUAGCAAUAGUUGAUCGCUGUGUGCAAAUAUAAAUUGAAUUGCCCUUUAUAUCCUAUUUCCCCAACUUAUCACCUGCAACAGUAUAUCUGUUUUUUUUCUUUUAUUAAACAUUAUAAUAGUAUAAGAAUUUAUGUUUAUAUUAAAUUCAUCUUACAUAUAUAUUUUUUAAAAUACAUAAAUUAAUUUAAGGUAUCAAGAAAUUGGAUAUUGUGCUGAACAUGCCAUGAAUCAUGAGAGUUAUGAAUCAUGCAAUGAUGAUACAUUUAAACUUAAAGUCACAAAAACAGUAUGGGAAUGUAUGUGUUCUUGUUUAGACCCAAACAUCUUCAUAAUUCAACUGAGUCAUAGGUUAAAUAUUUAAUGAUUAAUAAAAUUAAAAGAAUUAGUUAAUUACUUAACAAAUUUAUUUUUGGUUUAUCAUUUCAGAUUUUUCAAAUUUAUAUUGCAGUUAAUUUCUAGAUAUCACACUUGGGCAGAAGAUGCUAAUUUAAAAUCUAAGACUGAUUUAAAUGAUUUUAGCACUCGUAUUAAAUUCCUUGAAGAUUUGGAAAGUGAUUUAAAAACAUUUUAUUUUAAAUUACAUGAUAUCUAUAUUAUGUUGGAAAAGUUACUACACAAAAAGGUACCAGAUGAUGUUUUAGAAUUACAAAAAAGUAAGUAAACCAUACAUUGAAUGAUUAUUUAUAAUUUUACAUUUUCUUAUAUUUAAAUAGGUAGUAUUGUAAACAUAAAUUUAAAUUCACUGAUCAAUGAUUUAAGUAAGUGUAAAGUAAAAUCUGUGACAGAUGAAGCAAUGUCUCAUGUAAUACGGGUAACUGAUGUACCAAGAUUAUUCAGACAUACAAAUCGUGAUUAUCCAACAGAACCAUGUGCUUACAUGAAAUCAAUUGUAACCACAUUAGAAACUUUACACAGUAAAAAUUGUAAAAAACAAGUAUUAGACCACACAGUUACACAGUAAGUAGUUAUUCAAAUAACAUCAGAAUUUAAAUGUUCAAGUUUUCAUUAACAAUACAAAACAAAUAUAUUUUAGAUAUGUUGCUUAUGUUGAUGAUGUUAUGAAAGCUAUAAAAAAAACUGAAGAAAGCCUGAGAAAAUUAAAAAAGAUAAGAGAUCCAAACUAUAAAGUUAACUCUGAUGAUGAUAAAAUUCGUUGUCAACUAUCAUUGGAUAUCAAUUAUUUAUUACAGUCUGUAAGUACAAUAAUGUUUUAAAAUUAUUAUUAGUUUUAGUAUUUGAUAAAUGUUUUUCAGUCUAUAUAUUUUUAAUUUCUUGUAAUUAGUUAAAUAGUUAUAACUGUUUAUUUAAAUUUUAUAAAUACCAAUUAAAAAUAUAUUUAAUAUUAAAUUUAAUUAUUCAAAGUAAAAAGUAACAUAAUUUGAAAAUAUAACUAACUUGUAUGUCAAAUGUCUAUGACUACAUUUUUCUCGUAGAUGCACAUGUACAAUUAUUUAAAUAUUAAUUUAUUAAAUGCAUAUACUAUUUAAUUUGAAAAAGUAGUUGUAGACCUUGAGUAAACUAGGAUUUUGGAUAGGAUAUAAAUAUUGAAUUAUACAAUUUGUAAAUCUGACAGUUCAAUGUACUAUUUGUAUUUGUAUUGAUAUUAAAUUAUUUUAUAAAGUAGCUGAUUGCAAUUUUGUGAGCAUUUAAUUAUCCCAAAAGUAUCUUGUGAAAGAAAAUGUAUAUUAUUAUAUCAAUAUUAGACAUAAAUGGAUCAAAAUUAGUAUUAUUAACUAAACUAGAAUUACAAUUUUAAAUACUCUACUGCAGUGUAGAAAAAUAAAUUAUUUCACAAUUUUUAUCGAAAUAAAUUAUGAUAGAAAAUUUACAAUAAAAAUAUUAAUGAUGGGCUUUAAAAAAUUUCAAAUUUAUUUUGUUUUUAAUUUUUUAUCAUUGUUACUAAUUAACUUUACUAGUUGCACAAAGUAAAAAUGUACUUUUAACCUCCAAUAGUACUUGGGCUUUGUUAGUCAUAUAAACUUGAUUUUGUUGCCAAAAUAAACAUGAGAAGUUUCACGCAAAUGUCUAUAACAUAUUAACAUUUUUGUAAUAUAUUAGAUACUAACUAUUCAUAAACAAAUAGUGCAAAGCAAUAAGUAGUUAAGCACUAAUCUAUAAUUCAAUAUAUGUAGUAUGUAUUUAGUUAACAGCUAACAGAUGGUACUUAAAAUCAACUACAAUUUUAGACUACAAUAUACAUAUUAAUUUAAUACAAUUAAACUAAAUUAAUAAAUACAAUACCUAAAUUAAGUCUAGAUCUUGAGACUAACUAAAUUAUUAAUUUAUUUAAAAAAAAAUUUUUUUUUCGAAAUUGAAUAUAAAGAAAGAAUACAUUAUUUAAUUUCAAUAUUUACUCACAACUAUAUAGUUAAUUAUAUUUAUGUAAAUACAUUUUUAAGAAUAUUACACCUAGACGUUUUCUUUAUUUUUUACACAUAAAAUAAGAUAUCAAAAUCAAUGUAUAAUAUACCUUAGCAUUGGUGUAAGAAUUCUUAUUGUUUUGAAGGUUAAAUAAUUAAAAUUAAUAAGAAUGGAAUGUGAUUUUUAUAAGCUAUAAAUUUAAAAAUAAAAAUAAACAACAUUAGUGUACUCUUAUUAAAACAAAUUGUAAUCAUGAAGUUAACAAGAUUGUAGCUUUACUUUAAACCUUAGGAUAUAUUAAUAUAAUGUAAACAAUUCAAAAUUAAUAGUUCAUAAUAUUAUUACUAAAAUAUUAAAAAAAAAAAAAAAACUAUUCUUCAGUGCUAUUUAUUUCAAUUAAAGUAUAUUGGCGAAUACCACUAAUGUUAUAAAAUUGUAUACAUUAUAAAAACACUUGACAUACAAACAUAAUUUAUUAUUUACAUUAAUUGAAUAUAUAUUUAAUUUCAGAUUGGUGGUAUGAGUUUACCAGAAGUUGAUGAAAUUGUAUUAAAAUUAGACACUGUAAAACAAACAAUUGUUAUUGAUAAAUUAUCAUAGACAUUAUAAUAUUACUAAAUAUAAUAAUUUAUAAAUAUAUUAUACAUAUCAUUGUUAAAUUAAUCAAAUGUAGACUUACAUUAACUGGGCCUACACAUAUAUAUCUGUUCUGGUAUUUCUCCUUCAUCAGGUCUUCUCUCCAUAUCAAUAUCUUGUUCUACGGAUCUUCUCAUGUUAUGCAUUAUUAUUUCAAAUGGAUCAGCUAUCAUACGCCUUUGGUUUAACAAAGCUGUUGUUUUAUAGUGUUUCACUGCAAAUGUAUUAUCUACAUCCUAUAAAAUUAUUUUAUAUUACUUUAUUUAACUGUUUUUAUUAAAACUGUAUUAUUUAAAAACAAAAAAUUGUACAUCUGAUAAUGGAGUCCAUAAUUUUACUUCGUUAUCAAUACCACUAGUUGCUAACAUAAACUCUGAAGGAUGUGGUUGAAGACAAUUAACAAUUGAAGUGUCUCCUUUCAAUAUAAGUAAAUUGUUCUCGGUAUUCCUAUCCCAUACAAAAAAAAAGCCAUCAUCUGAACCAGCUACUAUGAAUUGACUUUGGCUAUACAACCGGAUUAAAAUUAAAUAUUUACUAUAUAUUCAAUUUGUUUAUGUAUUAUGAAAAAUUGAACAUUUACCUUCCAAAAAAAUUAGCUUCUUUAAUAUCAGUAGACGUAUUACAAUGACCAUAAUAUCUAUGAUGGUAAUCUUUGACAUGUUUACGAAAAUAUAAUUCUGCUGACAUAUUUUGGUAUCGUUUUUCUCCUAGUUGUCCAAUAUCUUUAUCGCCAUCUCCAGUACUAUUACUAUUAUCUUCACAGACAUCUAACAAAUAAAAAUAUUUUAAAUUUAAACUAAAGAAUUUAUAUAAACCACUAAAAGUUUAAAUGCAACUAUUAUGAUUACCGCGAGUUUUCUUUUCAAUUUUCUGUUCUACGAGUAAUAAAUCAUCAUGAAGAAUUUUGAAGGCUACACUAGUUUUGUAUGAUGGAUAUUUCAUUGUGAACUGAUCCAAAUACAUUUUAGAAUCUUUGUACUUUUUUAAUUCAUACAGACAUAAGGCCAAACGGAAAUGAGCUUUCAUGUGAUUGGGGUCCAAUUUUAAUGCAGUCACACAGUCUAUAAGAGCUGCGUAGAAAUCACCAUGCCAUUUUCUUUUUAUGUAAGCUGCAGCUCUAUUUGAAAAUAAGACACUGCACUCGAAAAUAUGAAUAGCUUUAUUAUAGAGGUUUAUAGCAGCAGUGUAGUCUUUAUUUUCAAAUAGAUAAUUUGCCUGUAAAUUAUAUUAUAAAAAUCAAAUUAACACACAAGAUAAUCAACAUUAUGUAAGAAACUCAUUAUCUUGGAAAAUAUUAAUAUUUUUCAAAAUUAGUUUAUUAGAACAUUUAAGAAACGAGUAACUCUAAAAUAUUAAAUUAAUCUUUUUU